GAUUCUAAGACAGAAGGAAAAAGUUUAAUUAAAAAAAAAAAAAAGAAUUUCUGGGAUACUGUAUUGGAAAUAGUGACAUUUGGGGGACAUGUGGGAAGCAGCCCCUCCCCAGGAGACCCCAGGAGAUGUUAGAUGAACUUUUAGGAUUUAAGUGUGCAUUUCCAGGGCUCCUGCCCAACCGGAGGGGAAGUGUUGGAAGGGAUUGAGAUCCUAUCUGGGGAGACCUGAGGUAAAUAAAAGAGGUGUUGAGUAAAUAGCUAUUAAAGCCGGCACUGAGCGGUCCUUGCCAGGCCAGGGGGUGCCAGGCCCAACCUCCCUGCAGCCGUUGAGGUGCCCUCUGGGGAUGCCCCCCUGAGCCUCCCUCCCACCUUCUCCGGGGCAGGUUCUUGGGACGCCCAGACACUUCUUCCUUCUUUCCCUGGCCCUCGGGGAGGGAGGAGUCCCAGCUCUGCUCCCCCAAAGGCCACUUCCAACUCUGAAGCGGCCUCUAAAGUUCUCCCGAGGCCGGGUCUCUUUAAGAGCCGGGAACGCCCUCUGGGCCUGCUGUUGUCACCGCACACGUGAAUCCCGGGAACCAGGAAGCCCGAGCCGGCCGAAUGAACACAUCUGGCUGGGAGGAGUAAGCCCUGGCGGAGGCCUGCAGGGGGGAGGCAUGGAUGGGCCGGCAGCCUGAGGGGCGCCGCGGACCUGCGGGCCUGGGCCGAGGCAGGGCCAAGUCCCCCUGGGUUCUGGAGGUGUGUAUGGGCCCCCCCGCCGGGAGCCGGAGACCAUGAACUGUUAGUUUUUCCUGAGUCUGCGCAUCUCAGGGAGCAGAGGACCCAUGACGGAAGCCAUGUCCGAGUUCCUGCUCCUGGGCCUGAUCGUGGGCCUGGUGCUCACCCUGCUGCUCACCCUGCUGGGUUUUGCCGUGUACUCGGGGUUGCUGGAAGACGUGGUAGUGAGUGCAGGCUCUCCCCCAAUCCGGAACAUCACCCUGGCCUACAAGUUCCACGUGGGCUCCUAUAAGGACUCAGGCCAGCUUUUCACGGAGAGCUGCAGCAUCUCUCCGCGCCUCAGCUCCAUCGGGGUCUACUACGACAACCCCCACACGGUUCCUCCAGAGAAGUGCCGAUUUGCUGUGGGCAGUAUCUUAAGUGAAGGUGAUGAGUCGCCAUCCCCUGAACUCAUCCGCCUCUACCAGAAAUUUGGCUUCAAGAUCUUCUCCUUCCCGGCACCCAGCCACGUGGUGACAGCUGUCUUUCCCUACACCACAGCACUGUCCAUCCAUCUGGCUGUCCAAAGGGUCCACCCUGCCCUGGACACCUAUAUCAAGGAGCGGAAGCUCUGUGCCCAUCCCAGGCUAGAGAUCUACCAGAAGGACCAGAUCCACUUUGUGUGCCCCUUGGCUCGACAGGGUGACUUCUACGUGCCUGAGGUGAAGGAGACAGAACGCAAAAGCCGAGCAGCUGCUGAGGCUGAUGACACCCAAACUGAUGUCACAGGAGCUGACACGCUGAGCGACACCAGCUCCGUUAGUCCGGAGGCAGGACCAAGGAGCCGGGAGAACUCUGCCGCCACGUCCACCAUGUCCCCCGGUGCGGCUGGCCGCAGCUGGGAUGAUCCAGAUAACCGGAGUGAGCACAGCUACAGCGAGUCGGGGGCUAGUGGUUCCUCCUUUGAAGAGCUCGACUUGGAAGGAGAAGGAGCCUCAGGUGACCGCUUUAGCCAUGAGGCUGAGCCUCCUGGGUCCAAGUGGGCCAAGGAGCCCAGCACCCCAGAGAAGGAUGAGGAGUAGCCACCCCUCCUGGUCAAAGCCUCCACCUCUCAGCCCCACUGCCUUGGGGCUUAAUCAAAGAGGAACUGAUCAGAUUCAUCCUUCCCCAUCUCGAGCCUGGCCUUGCUGGGCCUGCCUCUUGCCCUUCUCCUUUAGACCCUUGGCUCUAAGGGCCGGGGCCCAGUGCAGCCCCAGCUGACCCCAUGGGUCUAUGGAGUGGCUCCCUGCCAUCUCCUGACCAGGUUGGGGGUUUGUCUUACUUCCCGCACCCCGAGCUCUUUGCUCUCUUCUCUCUCCCUGGCCUGUUAUUCCCAGCCAGCUGGAGGGAGCACAGUCUCUUCCCUCCCACUCUCCCCUCCCUCAUCAGUCUCUUUUUCAGACUUACAUUGGGACUUUUAGGAUCCAGAAUAAAGCAGAUGAUUUUCAUUUCA
Gracilinanus agilis (Agile Gracile Mouse Opossum) is the source of this 2184-nucleotide messenger RNA. RefSeq names its product testis expressed 264, ER-phagy receptor (gene TEX264). The transcript is spliced from 6 exons. NCBI's taxonomy places the organism in Eukaryota, Metazoa, Chordata, Mammalia, Didelphimorphia, Didelphidae. The record is from RefSeq and is a predicted model, not a curated record. Bases 821 to 1774 code for a protein of 317 amino acids. Gene Ontology annotation, cellular component: endoplasmic reticulum membrane; nucleus; autophagosome membrane. Gene Ontology annotation, biological process: reticulophagy; protein-DNA covalent cross-linking repair.